Molecule: messenger RNA, 1032 nt
Organism: Closterium sp. NIES-65
Lineage: Eukaryota; Viridiplantae; Streptophyta; Zygnematophyceae; Desmidiales; Closteriaceae
Source: the annotation of a GenBank genome assembly
AUGACUACCGUCUCCGUUCUUAGUUUCGACGCUGAGGGCCGCACGAUCGACUUUGACAUCUGGCCCGAUGACCUCCGGCUGUUCCUGCAGAGCGAGGCAAAGGAUGGAGUUCCCCUGUUAGCCCAUACCGACGGAACCCUCCCCAUCUCAUCUGCCACAGAGACAGCUGCUCAUACUCAGUGGAUGAUUCAUGAUGCUAUUGCUCGCCUUGCGGUUCGUAAUCACCUUCCUGUCGCUGAACGAGCGCAUUUUUUCCAGCAAAAAACUGUUGUCGUCGCCCGCUAUUCCUCCCCAGUCAUUGCUGCUGUAGGCCGUCUCAUUCUGUCGUGCCUGCAUCCCGACCUAGCCACCUUCACCACUGUCGCUAACCUCUUUACCCACCUCCGCACUGUUGCUACUGCUGCUACUCUCGACCUCCUUGGUGCUGAGGAGGCUGGCGCUGCGUCUACUCCUAGUGGAAGGCGCAACAACAGCAAGGGCAAAGGGGGCAAGGGUGGUGGGGGUGGCAAUAGCGGUGGGGGUGGCAACAGCGGUGGGGGUGGCAGGGGUGGCGGGUCGGGGGUGGAGGUGGUGGGGGCGGCUCUGGCGGUGGCGGCAGUGGAGGUGGACGGGGUGGUAGAGGCGGCGAGGGUAGUGGAGGCGGCGGGGGUGGUGGAGGCGGCGGGGGUGGUGGAGGCGGCGGGGGUGGUGGAGGCGGCUGGGGUGGUGAAGGCGGCGGGGGCGGUGGAGGAGGUCGGGGUGGAGCUGGCAAGGGUGGAGGUCGUGGCGCUUCCGAGCGUGGCGGUGGAGGCUUUGGGAGUAGACAGCAGCUGCCACGCCUCCCGGACAACCCCACCCCUCAGCAGCUUUGUGAGUGGGUUGUCCAGCGUGGUUCUUCUGGGGGCUCUAGUCGCUGCCCGUACGUCAGGCGCACAGGGAAGCUGGAGGGUCAGACCUGCGGGAAACCGCACACUGAGCAUCGCUGCUUCGGCCGCCUUGAGGAUGCCUGGGUGGAUGAGUACGGGGAUGAGCUGCCAGCCCCCAACUGGCUGA